AUGAAGCUUCAGUUACUCUUUCUUACAUUCACUCUUGGGGUGAUAAUGGCCAAAAGUCUUGGCGACAAACUCAAGAAAGAAUCUGUCGUCGACUGGGAGACAUCUUACGGAUACCCACAGUACAACCCGGGUUUCUAUUUUGGUUUUCCAAAUUUCUGGAACCAGCCAAUGUACUCUAGAAGUCUCAUUUACGAUCCAUACCAAACUUUUGGUUUCCCUGAAACAUGGAGUUCGUGGUAUGAGUCUUAA
Molecule: messenger RNA, 249 nt
Organism: Pieris macdunnoughi
Lineage: Eukaryota; Metazoa; Arthropoda; Insecta; Lepidoptera; Pieridae
Source: the annotation of a GenBank genome assembly